Oncorhynchus masou masou (cherry salmon) is the source of this 4221-nucleotide messenger RNA. RefSeq names its product C1GALT1-specific chaperone 1-like. The record is from RefSeq and is a predicted model, not a curated record. Gene Ontology annotation, molecular function: N-acetylgalactosaminide beta-1,3-galactosyltransferase activity. The coding region runs from base 156 to 1109 and encodes 317 amino acids. The transcript has 2 exons. NCBI's taxonomy places the organism in Eukaryota, Metazoa, Chordata, Actinopteri, Salmoniformes, Salmonidae.
CGGAAGUUUGUUGUGUUUGUAAAUCCAACAGCAAGCUUGCAACCUUGAGGUAUAUCAGCAUACGGAAACUUCCUUCGACAGGAGUGGAAACAAAAAAGGAAAGGAGGGAAUUCUCUGUCAGCUGCAAUCGUUUGUAGCGUGUACUGUUGACAAACAUGUUGUCGGAAGGCAGCUCCUUUGUGAAGGGGAUAGCCCUGGGAGGCACAUUCUGCCUGUUGUUGUCCCUGUUGGGGAGCUUUGCACCAGGCAUGCAGUCCAGCCCAGAGGACCACCACCACCACCACAUCAAGGCUCCCACCAAGGACGAGCUACAGAGCCUGUCUGAUUCCCAGAUGGUGGAGCUGAGCCAGAGAGUGCGAGUCUAUUGCGUCAUCAUGGUUCAGCCUUCUGUCCUGGUGUAUUGGUCCACAGCCAAGAACACCUGGGGUAAACACUGCGACCAAGCCGUAUUCUACAGCUCUGAGUCAGCCAAAGCUCUGGAAGCGGUGGACCUUAACGAACAGGACGAGUGGGCCAAGCUGCGCAAGGCCCUGAAGCAUGCGUAUGACAAUGCCGGCGACCUGCGCUGGUUCUUCGUGGCACGGCCCACCACCUUCGCCAUUAUCGAGAACCUCAAGUAUCUCAUUCUGGCCAAGGACCCCAACGAGCCCUUCUACAUUGGCCAUGCCAUGAAAUCGGGUGAACUGGAGUACGUGGAGUACCAGAGCGGCAUUGUGCUGAGCUAUGAGGCACUCAAGAGGCUGGUGAAUGUGUUCAAGGAUGCGGAGAAGUGUCCGGAGCGAGGCAGAGCCCUGUGGAAGCUGAGCGAGGAGAAACAAUUAGCUAUAUGUCUGAAGUACACCGGAGUCUUUGCAGAGAAUGGCGAGGAUACACAGGGUAAGGGCCUGUUCAACAGUAAGAGUGUGGGUUCACUCAUCCAAGACAGCAUGGACAAAAAAAACUUGGAUGUGGUGGAGGGCUGCUGCUCGGACUUAGCCAUCACCUUCAGCGGAAUGUCACCAAACCAGAUGCAGGUCAUGAUGUUUGGAGUUUACAGACUACGCCCGUAUGGGCACAACUUUCAUGAUUCCUUGAUAUUCCUGCCCCCUGAGGGCUCUGACAAUGAUUAAAGUGCAAGGCUUCCCACUUUGGGGCAGAUAUGGCAUUAACCAGACUGCUGCUGUCAAGUGAAUAAAGACAGUUUUCUUAUUCAGUUUGUGAGCAUGAGGGAGCUUGGCAAGUACUCGGGGGAGGCAAAUCAUUAUUCUUAGUCUUCUAUACCUUUUUGAAUUUGCACUCUGCACAUAAUACCAUAGUGGAAAAGUAAUGAACAGAUGAAGAAAUUUGAAGAGCAAAUGUGCCACGCAUUCCACAGGGGGCCAAGUGUCUGCAGGUUUUUGCUCCAACCCUGUACUUGAUUGAUGAAUCAAGGUCACUAAUUAGUAAGGAACUCCCCUUGCAUGGUUUAACACUCCAUGGAAUGAGUUUUUGACAUUCCUGUAAUCUAGUGUAUACAAUUUUCGUUAACACAAUUGACAUUUUUAUUGGUAUUUGUGGCUGAUUUAGUUUAGGCUAUUAAACUCAACAACAAAAAUAAACGUCCUCACUGUCAACUACGUUUAUUUUCAGCAAACUUAACUUGUAAAUAUUUGUAUGAACAUAAGAUUCAACAACAGAGACAUAAACUAAACAAGUUCCAUAGACAUGUGACAAACAGAAAUGGAAUAAUGUGUCCCUGAACAAAGGGGGGUCAAAAGUAAAUCUGUAUCUGGUGGCCACCAGCUGCAUUAGGUACUGCAGUGCAUCUCCUCAUGGACUGUGCCAGAUUUGCCAGUGCUUGCUGUGAGAUGUUAUCCCACUCUUCCACCAAGGCACCUGCAAAUUCAUUCAUUUCUGGGGGGGAAUGGCCAUAGCCCUCACCCUCCGAUCCAACAAGUCCCAGGUGUGCUCAAUGGGAUUGAGUUCCGGGCUCUUCGCUGGCCAUGGCAGAACACUGACAUUCCUGUCUUGCCUGAAAUCAUGCACAGAACGAGCAGUAUGGCUGGUGGCAUUGUCAUUCUGGAGGGUCAUGUCAGGAUGAGCCUGCAGGAAGGAUACCACAUGAGGGAGAGGAUGUCUUCCCUGUAACGCACAGUGUUGAGAUUGCCGGCAAUGAUAACAAGCUCAGUCUGAUGAUGCUGUGCCACACCGCCCCAGACCACGACGGACCCUCCACCUCCAAAUCAAUCCCGUUCCAGAGUACAGGCCUUGGUGUAAAGCUCAUUCUUUCGCCGAUAAACGCGAAUCCGACCAUCGCCCCUGGUGAGACAACCGCGACUCGUCGGUGAAGAGCACUUUUUGCCAGUUCUGUCUGGUCCAGUGAUGGUGGGUUUGUUUGUGCACAUAGGUGACGUUGUUGCCGGUGAUGUCUGGUGAGAACCUGCCUGACAAUAGGCCUUACAGGCCCUCAGUCCAGCCUCUCAGCAUAUUGCAGACAGUCUGAGCACUGAUGGAGGGAUUGUGCGUUCCUGGUGUAACUCGGGCAGUUGUUGUUGCCAUCCUAUACCUGUCCCGCAAGUGUGAUGUUCGGCUCUACCGAUCCUGUGCAGGUAUUGUAACACGUGGUCUGCCACUGCGAGGACCAUCCGCUGUCCUUCCUGUCUCCCUGUAGCGCUGUCUUAGGCAUCUCACAGUACAGACAUGGCAAUUUAUUGCCCUGGCCACAUCUGCAGUCCUCAUGCCUCCUUGCAGCAUGCCUAAGGCACAUUCACGCGGAUGAACAGGGACCCUGGGCAUCUUUCUUUUGGUGUUUUUCAAGAGUCAGUAGAAAGGCCUCUUUCGUGUCCUACGUUUUCAUAACUGUGACCUUAAUUGCCUACCCGUCUGUAAGCUGUUAGUGUCUUAACGACCGUUCCACAAUUGUAAAAGAAAAAAGCAUGAAAGUGUUUAAACCCUUUACAAUGAAUAUCUGAAGUUAUUUGGAAUUUUAUGAAUUAUCUUUGAAAGACAGGGUCUUUUUUUUUUUUUGCUGAGUUUAUAAGGCCACAUUGAGUGAACAUUUUGAAAUAAUCUUGAAGUAUUGAGAUGUCUCUAAACAGUUUGCUACACAUGUUUGGAUGCCACCAUUGUAAUAGAAAUUGUUGGUGGAUUUGUUUGUUUAAUUUUGGGGUAUCUAUUUUACUCACUUGAAACACCUGAUGAAAUAAAUUGGCAGCCAUGUUUAUCCUCUUACCAAAAACUAAAUUAAAUGAAUUGUUCUGCUGAGACUGCUGCAUUUAGUCAUAAUGGGAAAUCAGUUCUUACAGACAAGUGCUAAACCAAAUACUGAGCACUGUAAAGCCAAAUAGGCCUAUCUCAUAGUGAAGCAGUUUCUUACCCCUUGUUAUUGAUAAGCUAAUAGAUAUAUACGCACAGUGCUUUCAGGAAAGUAUUCAGACCCCUUGACCUUUUCCACAUGGUUACGUUAGUCUUUUUCUAAAAUGUUUUUUUUUCCCCCUAAAUCUACACACAAUACCCUAUAAUGACGAUGCAAAAACAGGUUUUUAGACAUUUUUGCAAAUUAUACAAAAUAAAAAGAUUACAUUUACAAUUCAGACCCUUACUCAGUACUUUAAUCUUUGGCAGGGAUUGCAGCCUUGAGUCUUCUUGGGUAUGGCGCUACAAGCUUGGCACACCUGUAUUUGGAGUUUCUCCCAUUCUUCUCUGCAAAUCCACAAGCUCUGACAUGUUGAAUGGGAGUGUUACUGCACAGCUAUUUUCAGGUCUCUCCAGUUGUUCGUCCAGGUUUGGGCUGGGCCACUCAAGGACAUUCUGAACCAGGUUUUCCUCUAUGAUUUCGCUGUUUUUAAAGUCAUCAUUGCCCUCAUUGUGAAAUCCCGGAGCAGUUUCCUUCCUCUCCGGCAACUGAGUUAGGAAGAACGCCUGUAUCUUUGACGGUGUAUUGAUACACCAUCAAAUGUAAUUAAUAACUUCAUGCUCAAAGGGAUGUUCAACAUCUGCUUUAAAAAAAUUAAAACAUUAACAAUAGGUUCCCUUUUCGAUGCAUUGGAAAAGCUCCCUGGUCUUUGUGGUUGAAUCAGUUUAAUUCACUGCUUGACCUUACAAUUAUCUGUGUGUGGGGAACAGAUGAGGUAGUCAUUCAUGUUAAACACAUUAUACACAGUGAGUCCAUGCAACUUAUGACUCUAUAAGCACAUUUUUACUCCUAAACUCAUUUAGGAUUGCCAUAGAAAAGGGGUUGAAUACUUAACUCAGGACAUUUCA